Messenger RNA from Heterotrigona itama, 847 nucleotides. The record is from the annotation of a GenBank genome assembly. NCBI's taxonomy places the organism in Eukaryota, Metazoa, Arthropoda, Insecta, Hymenoptera, Apidae.
AUGGAAUACAAUCGAGAACCAUGUCCCUGGAGGAUAGUGGACGAUUGUGGAGGUGCCUUCACCAUGGGUGCCAUUUGUGGCACGCUUUUCCAAGUAACUCUUUCCCAAACGUAAUAGAGAGCUUACCACGAAACUAUAAAUUUGUUAACAAUUAGAUAUUAAAUUUGAGGAAUACUAGAUCCAUCUAUGUGUAAAUCGAAAUUAUAAACGAUAGUGAUGGUUUUCCUUUUGAGCACAGAGUGUCAUCGGUUUCCGGAACGCGCCAUCAGGAUUCCAGCGACGUCUCCACGGAGGUCUAACGAACGUGAAAAACCGCGUUCCACAAAUUUCUGGCAACUUCGCUGUCUGGGGCGGUCUCUUCUCCGCCAUCGAGUGCACGUUGAUCCGCUGGCGUCACAAGGAGGAUCCAUGGAACUCUAUAUUAAGCGGAGCACUCACAGGAGGUGUUCUGGCCUCGAGAACCGGAAUUAUAUCGAUGAUUGGAAGCGCCACUGUCGGCGGUAUUUUCCUAGCUUUGAUCGAAGGAUUUGGAAUAAUAGCGACGAGACUUCACGCAGAUUCUUUCGCUCAACACACGCGCUUGUACGAGAUGGAGAACCUUCCGGACUUCAGUGGACUUCCGCCGAAAGCAAGAUUAGGCUUCAGCGGCGCACCAGCCAGCGUCGAAGUACCAAUUCAGGCGAAUAGCAAUAACGUGGAGGUUGAUGUGAUUGCAGAGCUGGUUUCGAGGUAUAGCGUUCAAUUUUUGUAUCUACAUUUUGUGAAAGAAAUUCCUUGUAAUGUUGGAAGCGUUUACAGCGGCGAGGAACGCUUGAUUUGGGUUUUAAGAUGGGAAACUUUGCGAUGA